AAUGAAAACUAAGACAAAAUUAUUGGAAGAAAACCGCAAAGGCCCAUAAAAGUCCCUUUUGAAAGAGCACGACGAGUUGCAGAGCAUCAUCAUCUUGAAACUCAGUACAUUUUUUUUUAGUUCGUCAACCAGAGGCUCUGUAUCAUAUCGUACCCCAAAAGACGAGUGCCUCUCAAAAAGCAAGAAGAAGCCAUCGAAAGAAAGCAAAGCAAAGAAAGAGAGAAUGGAGAGCAGUGACACCACAGGCGACACAACCGAUCCACCGACCACCAUGAACAUCAAUGUCAAAUUCAAGGGACGAACCAUACCUAUCACUCUCUCUCCAGACUCCACCGUCAAAGACCUCAAGUCUCUCCUUCAACCAGUUACCGAUGUCCUUCCUCGAGGGCAAAAGCUCAUUUUCAAAGGCAAACUUCUGGUCGACGAAAUGACAUUGACGUCGUCGUAUGUGACCGAUGGGGACAAGAUCAUGCUCAUGGCUACUCAGGGUUUACACCAAGGGGAUGGCCCUAUCGGAAACCGAGCUCCGGCCUUAUCGGAUUUGAGGAGGACGACCGACAGUAAUAGAGGUAGGUGGAAGGAAGUGAAGGAUAUUUCUGUUGAAAAGAGCCAGGUUGAACGUUGGAAGGCUAUUGGGGUCAUAGUUUUGUCUGGACGCGAGUUGAAGGCCAUACCUGAUGAAGUCUGGACUUGCGCAUCUUCUGCAAGAGUACUUGAUCUCAGCCACAACUCCAUAUAUGAUGUACCAGUUGCAAUUGGCUGUUUGCGUUCUAUACAGAAACUGGACCUGAAUUCAAAUUCUAUGUCGGAUGAAUCCAUUAGCUGGGAAGGACUAGCAUCUCUGAAGUCCCUAAAAGUUCUGUCAUUGAGCCAAAAUCAUUUAACAACUUUGCCUCCUGCAUUGGGUACUGUAAGUUGUCUGAAACAACUUCAUAUUGCCCACAACAAGCUGACAUGCCUCCCAGAAGAAAUAGGACUUCUAACUCAGCUUCAAAUUCUGAAAGCAAACAAUAAUAGGAUAAGCACCAUUCCCACAUGUAUAGGAAGCUGUUCUUCUCUUAUCGAGGUUGAUAUUUCAUCGAACCUUCUCGCAGAGUUGCCAGAGACAAUUGGCAAUUUAAAAGAUUUGAGGGUUCAUCUUCUUUCCCUUGCUAUAGUGGCAUUGUAUCUCAGUAACAAUGGGCUCAAAACUCUUCCUUCUACGCUAUUCAAGAUGUGCACCCAGCUCUCAACCGUGGAUUUCCACAGCACUGAAAUCACAAUGGACCUUCUCCGCCAGUUUGAAGGGUGGGAAGAGUUUGAUAAACGUCGCCUUUCAAAACAUCAGAAGCAACUGGAUUUCAGAGUUGAGGGCGAUGCCGCAUUUGAUGAAGGAGCUGAUAAAAGGGGCAUAGACCAGGCAAGCUCCUCACAAAUGGCACGAAAUGUUCUGUUUUUAUUUUUAAUUUUCUUUUUCUUCACUUUCGAGCGGUGGAUGUUCAAUCAGAGCGGUCUCAUAAGUCAGUUGUUUUUUUAAUAAGCAAUAAUAGUGAUUGAGAAUAAAAUUAUUGAUUGAUGUAAUUAAGACAACUGUUUCCGUUUUGCGUUUU
This is a messenger RNA of Cornus florida, 1589 nucleotides long. RefSeq names its product LRR repeats and ubiquitin-like domain-containing protein At2g30105. The record is from RefSeq and is a predicted model, not a curated record. The transcript has 11 exons. Bases 224 to 1516 code for a protein of 430 amino acids. Lineage: Eukaryota; Viridiplantae; Streptophyta; Magnoliopsida; Cornales; Cornaceae. Gene Ontology annotation, molecular function: protein binding.